Eleginops maclovinus (Patagonian blennie) is the source of this 1708-nucleotide messenger RNA. RefSeq names its product hydroxyacylglutathione hydrolase (gene hagh). The record is from RefSeq and is a predicted model, not a curated record. Bases 114 to 1043 code for a protein of 309 amino acids. Gene Ontology annotation, biological process: glutathione metabolic process. Gene Ontology annotation, cellular component: mitochondrion. Gene Ontology annotation, molecular function: hydroxyacylglutathione hydrolase activity. The transcript has 9 exons. NCBI's taxonomy places the organism in Eukaryota, Metazoa, Chordata, Actinopteri, Perciformes, Eleginopidae.
UACUUGAUUGGUCGAGCCUGUGAGGUUAAAGUUGAAGAGGAGACGGACGCGGAAAUAAACCAAACUUUUCUGGUUUACUCUACGAAUGAGAUUAGCCUUUAUCUGGUGUUGUUAUGUUAUUCAAGUCACUAGUAGGGAGUGCCUGCACUCUGCUUGGAGCAGCAACAGCGUUGAAAUUUGCACCUUUGGAAGUAAAGGCCCAGGCAGCUGCCCUCCUUCACAGCGCAGUGAGGAAGUCCUCUCUGGUGGAACAAGCAAACAUGAAGAUUGAACUUCUCCCAGCUCUCAGUGACAACUACAUGUACCUUCUGAUAGAUGAGGAAUCCAAAGAAGCAGCUGUUGUUGACCCUGUGGAGCCAAUAAAGGUUGUGGAAGCUGUGAGAAAACAUGGUGUAAAACUCACAACAAUUCUGACCACUCAUCACCACUGGGAUCAUGCUAGUGGAAAUGAAAAGAUGGUUAGGUUAAUGCCAGGGCUGAGGGUCUACGGAGGAGAUAACAGAGUGGAUGCAAUCACAAAGAAGGUUUCUCAUUCCAACAAUUUAAAAGUUGGGUCACUCAAUAUCAAAUGCCUUUUUACACCAUGUCACACAACUGGUCACAUCUGCUACUAUGUUACGAAAGAAAACAGCACAGAACCACCAGCUGUUUUCACGGGAGACACGCUGUUUAUGGCCGGUUGCGGUAAAUUCUUUGAGGGUACAGCAGAGCAGAUGUACAAAGCCUUGAUAGAAAUUCUCGGACAACUGCCUCCAGAAACUCGUGUUUAUUGCGGUCACGAGUACACCGUCAGCAAUCUGAAAUUUGCGCGUCAUGUGGAGCCAGACAAUGAAGUCAUUCAGGAGAAGCUAGCAUGGGCCAAGGAGAAAUGCAGCAACGGGGAACCUACCGUCCCUUCCACUUUGGCAGAGGAAUUCAUGUUCAACCCUUUUAUGAGAGUCAAAGAGGAGUCUGUGCAAGACCACGUAAAGGAGACAAGCCCGAUUGAAACCAUGAGAAGUCUCCGGAAAGAAAAAGAUGGCUUCCGGGUGCCCAAGGAGUGAUUUCCAGUGUAGUCAUGCUGAAUGGUUCUUAACUGCUCAAAACACUGCAAGCUGACAGUAGUGCAUUACAUAAAAUAUCUACAACUCAUCUUCAAACGCAUAUGGCUAUAAACUUGUUUUAAUUAUAUUUGGUUUGUUCGGAUGAAAUUGGUGUGGUAGUUUUAAGGAAUAUUUGGCUUUUAAUUGGGUGCUUUAAAUAAGGAAGUUCAAUCCGGUGUAAAUCUGAGUUUAAGAGUCUAUUUAAUGUUAUUUUAUAAUAUUAAAUCAAUGUUAAAACUACAAUUGUAGUUUGUUUGUACAAAAGUUUUCAAAUGUAACAACUUAAAUAUGACAGGGAGAUGCUUGAGGAACAAAUGUUGGAAUGUGUAAAGUUUCUGUUAAUUGCUAAACUAAUUACUCAUUAGUAUACAUGCUUUAUUGAGGAAGGUUCACUUGUGACAUUUCUUUUCAUUUUAGCUUGAAAGUUAUUUUGGUUGUUUUAUUAUGUAAAAUUUGGCAGAAUUUAAUUUAAAGCAUUAUGUGAGCAUGGCAUUGUCUACGUGUACUACUGGUGUUGUUUUAACGUUUAGUUUUCAAUAUAGCAAAUGCUCUUUUGCAUGUAAAGUACAAUCUAACAAAGAAUAUUGGAUGGGGGGGAAAAAAGCAAUAAAACCUGUUUAUUUGAA